Molecule: messenger RNA, 3327 nt
Organism: Anopheles moucheti
Lineage: Eukaryota; Metazoa; Arthropoda; Insecta; Diptera; Culicidae
Exons: 5
Coding region: 1-3327 (1108 amino acids)
Biological process (GO): SCF-dependent proteasomal ubiquitin-dependent protein catabolic process
Cellular component (GO): SCF ubiquitin ligase complex
Molecular function (GO): protein binding
Source: RefSeq, a predicted model, not a curated record
AUGGAUUUUGUGUGCCCUGUGAGUGUGUUCCUGCCCGCGCGUAAAGCCCCUUCGAAGGGCAACCCGGACAGGGUGCUUGCUCGAUCAAAAUCACUCGAUCAACCGAUUGCGAGGAACGCUGAGACGGGCGAUGGAAAAGCGAGCAAGAGUGAUCGAAAAUCCAGCACUGGCAGUGGCGCAAAAUCGGGCCCUUCGUCCUCCGGGUCGUCCAAAAAGAAGCCCGAUCCAAAGGUGGAAAUGGCGGUGGAAAAGCGUAAAAGGGAUAGUGUUUUCACGCUCUUUCCGAGCGUGCAGUGGAAACCGACGGUGGAGGAGAACGUGCAGCUGCCGGUGCAGUACUGCGACUGGAUGGAACCGUUCAGCUGCGAGGGUCGGUUUACCGCACGGUACGACCUGCUGCCAAUGGAGUUGAUACUGAAGAUUUUCAAACAGAUCAACGCGAGCGAUCGGCUGGCGGCGAGCGAAACCUGCCGUCGAUGGUUCGAGGCCGCACACUACUACGAACCGUUCCAGCGCCGGAUGUACUUUAACUUCGAUCGGAUCGAGUUUAACGAUGAGGAUGGGCCGAUCAAAUAUUUCUCCAACCCGAUGCGAACCUACCCGUACCUGACGUUCACGUUCGUGGAGUUUACCAAGCACAGUGACUUUUGGCUGAAUAAUGGGAUGUACAUACGCGAGCUGACGUUGCGGUGUUGCUUGAUAAGGAAGAAGAAAUUCAUCACGAUCAUGAAGAAUUUGCCGAUGCUCGAGCGGCUUGAGCUGAUGCAGUGCGACGAGCUGUUCAAGCACUGGACGCUCGACUACAGCACGGAUGAACCGAUGUUCCCUUUCACGCUGCCCCAUCUGAAGCAUCUUUCGCUGGCGGCGUGCGACUACUACAACGAGUAUCAUUUUGAGCGAUUUAUUGAAGCCGCCCCGGCCCUGGAGUCGAUCGAUGUGUCGAACUGCUUCAUCAAUCUGUACCUUGCGCGCCGCAUGACCAUGAUAUCGCGCGUGAUGCGCUUGGUCAGCAAAAACCGUAACAUUAUGAGGGCCCUGAACAUCAGCGACAUUCCCUGCUUCGAUGACGUCGCGUGGCAUCUGCUGGCGGAGAUGAAUGGGCUGUACCUGACGCACUUCACCGUGACGUACACCGACCGCAUACCGCUGAAGGAGCCGGGAAUUUUGAAGUUUUUCAGCGUACAAACGCGCCUCACCCAUCUCGAUCUGACCUCGUCGAUCGGUGUGAACGAUGUGUGCCUGCAGCUGAUCGUGGAGAGCUGCCCGCUGCUGCAGGUGUUGAAGUUGCGCCGGUGCUGGUUACUCUCGGACGAAGGUGUGCAAGAUCUGCACACCUUGCAGCAUCUCCGGGUGCUGGACGUGUCGAGCUGCGAGCGGAUCUCCGACUAUGGCAUGCGUGUGGGCAUUAUUGGGAAGCGUCCACGCCUGGUGGACGAGGUGUACUUUUCACUGCUGAACACGCUCAGUGACUACACGAUGUACUAUCUGGUGCUGAUGUUCAAAAACCUGCAAGUACUCGAUCUGGAUAGCAAUGCGACCAUUACGGACACCUCGCUACAGUAUCUGUGCUGCUACUCGCAGGAACUCCGCAACUUGAAUCUCCAGUCCUGUGCCAAGCUGGUUGUACAGAUCUUUAAGUAUCUCACCCCAAGUGAUCGACGAUCGGCAUGUUUCGUGUGCAGCCGUUGGUACGAAGCGUCCAAGUACUGCCGGUUCGCUGAGCAGAUGGUGCUGCAUCUGGUCGGUGUAGAUUUCGAUGACUUCAAACCACCGGUGAUGAAUCUCAUCCUUGCCGAUCGGAAAUACCCGCUGAUCAAGCUGUCCCGGGUGAAGCUGAACGUGCAGAGCAAGUUCUGGCAGAACUAUGGACCGUUCGUGCGCGAGAUCACGUUCGAGAAGUGCAUGAUCUGGAGGGAGCGCGUGAUCUCGCUCUUCAAGCACAUGCCCAAUCUGCGCGUGGCACGGUUUGUGGAGUGCGAUCUGCUGCGGGACGAUCUGUUCCGCACGUGGAAGUUCUUCGACAACGGGCUGUACACGAUCGAUUUUCCGCGCGUGGAGGCACUCUCGCUGGCGAAGAACAACUUCAGCCAGCUACAGUUCGAAUCGAUGGUGGAAAUGAUGCCGAACCUGACGCGGGUUGACUUUUCCAACUGCUUCCGGCAGGUGGAAACCGGUCGGAAGAUGUUCCUGCUGAGCUGCAUCCAGAAGUUCAUCGUGCGCAGACAGUACGUGCUGCGUUCGGUUAAUAUCAGCGGCAUUCCAGUGGAUGACAUUUUUCUCCGAGGGCUGGCAGACGCAGCGGGUUUGCUGUUGGACGAGCUAAGCCUUACCUACCUCGAGAAGAUGCCUGCCCGGGAACCGGCCAUCAUCGAUCUAUUCCGAAGGCAGACGAAUCUUCGCUUUCUGGACGUGACCAGCUCGACGGGCAUAACGGACUUCUGUGUGGAGCAGAUCGUGCGCCACAUAGCCGGGCUACGGGUGCUCGUCAUGACCGGUUGCUGGGGCAUCUCGGACUACGGCAUCAAGCAAAUCUUUAAACUCCAGCACCUGGAAACCCUCAACCUUUCCAACUGCAUUCGGAUGUCUAAGCACGGCAUCAUCGAUGGGGCAGCGUUCAGCAAUCGGGCGAUCUUGAAGGAACUCCACCUGGAGCUGCUGGACACACUGGACGAGGAGUGUGUGGUGAAGAUUGGUGCAAACUUUCCCAACCUCACCGUGUUGAACAUCGGUGGCUCGUCGACCUGCAUGACCGACUGGUCCGCGCAGUACAUCUUCUGCAAUCUUGUUAAUCUGGAGCAUUUAAACAUUGAACGUAGCACGAAGCUGACGGAUGCUGGCUUUACCGGGAUCGAUCUGCCCGAGAAAACGUUCUCAAUCUGGGACGUGGAGGAAACGUUCGCGAUCGAUCGUUUGAAGAAGCUGCGCGUACUGAAGGUGUCCGGUUGCUAUCGCAUGACAGAUUUUGCGCUACGUUAUGGAUUCCGGUUUACCGAGCUGAAGGAACUUAGCCUAUCGCGGUGUCACCAGAUUUCCGAGGCCGGCAUUGAGCGGUUGGUAUCGUCGUGCCCGGCGCUAGAGUAUCUGGAUCUCAGCGAGUGUCCCAACAUCAACGAUAACUGUGUGAAGAUGAUCGCCAUACAGCUGAAACGCAUCAGCACGCUUAAGUUAGCCAACUGCCCGCUGCUGACGGAACACUGUCUGGAGUAUUUGGUGGCGUGUUGCAAAAAUUUAAAGUAUCUGUACGUGAGAGGGUGCUUCAAGCUGCCGCCAGACAUUGCAGAACGCUUAGCGAAAAUACCCACCAUGCGGCAGGUUUACAAAUCAUAG